This is a messenger RNA of Sinocyclocheilus grahami, 936 nucleotides long. RefSeq names its product intron-binding protein aquarius-like. Bases 70 to 921 code for a protein of 283 amino acids. The transcript has 6 exons. Lineage: Eukaryota; Metazoa; Chordata; Actinopteri; Cypriniformes; Cyprinidae. Gene Ontology annotation, cellular component: catalytic step 2 spliceosome. The record is from RefSeq and is a predicted model, not a curated record. Gene Ontology annotation, molecular function: mRNA binding; helicase activity.
GUGGUGCCCGACUGGCUUCACGACAUCAUUCUGGGUUAUGGAGAUCCUGGUAGUGCCCAUUACUCAAAGAUGCCCAACCAGAUUCCCUCUCUGGACUUCAACGACACCUUCCUGUCCAUCGAGCACCUGAAGUCCUGUUUCCCCAAUCACACGGUGAAGGUGACCGAGGAAGAUCCCGCUCGACAGGUCCCGCCUUUCAGAAUUCGAUUCCCUGCACAGAAUGCGAAGGGUAAAAAGCGUAAAGCAAAUGAGGAGGAGAAGCCAGAUGAGGAAGAUCUCACGCUGGUGGUGGAGCCUCAUGUGAUUCCCAACAGGGGCCCGUAUCCCUACAACCAGCCCAAGCGAAACACAAUCCAGUUUACAUCAACCCAGAUAGAAGCCAUUCGUGCAGGGAUGCAACCGGGACUUACUAUGAGGAGCUGCGUUUGUGAUGUUUGGUUUUACCAGUGUUUGUGUGGUUUUAGCAGUGAGGCGAUCGUAAACGCAUCUUCUCUUCUGCAGGAGUUCAGGGCGUUUGAGCUGUUGCGCAGCGGACUGGACCGAUCCAAAUACCUGCUGGUGAAAGAGGCCAAGAUCAUCGCCAUGACCUGCACACACGCCGCCCUCAAACGCCACGACCUGGUGGAGCUGGGCUUCAAGUAUGAUAAUAUCCUGAUGGAGGAGGCAGCUCAGAUCCUGGAGAUUGAGACCUUCAUCCCACUACUGCUACAGAAUCCAGAGGACGGCUACAGUCGACUCAAACGCUGGAUUAUGAUUGGUGAUCAUCAUCAGUUGCCUCCUGUCAUUAAGAACAUGGCCUUUCAGAAAUAUUCAAACAUGGAGCAGUCACUUUUUACUCGCUUUGUGCGUCUGGGUGUCCCUACUGUAGACUUGGACGCCCAGGGCAGAGCACGGGCCAGGUCAGUGGAAAGAUGCUUUUAAUACGUGCCCAUGUGA